AUGCGGUUGCCUCUGCUCGUGUCCGCAGGCGUCCUGCUGGUGGCUCUGCUGCCCUAUCCACCAUGCAAAGCCUUCCUCAGUCGGGGUCCCACCCAGGGCGCCCGGCAGGCUCCGCAACAACACCAACCCCUGGAUUUCUUCCAGCCGCCGCCUCAGCCCCAGCCACCUCAGCAGCCGCAGCCUCCUCGACCUACCCUGCUCCGCAUGGGGGAAGAAUACUUCCUUCGCCUGGGGAACCUCAACAAAAGCCCCGCUGCUCCCUUCUUGCCCGCCUCCUCAUCUUUUGCUGGCAGCAGCCGCCACUCGCCAGACGAGGCAGCCGCCAACUUUUUCCGCGUGUUGUUGCAGCAGUGGCCGCUGCCCCAGCGCUCAAUCGACAGCCCCCCGGGUCCCUCGGAGCGCGGCGCUGAGAACGCCCUCGGUGUCCACCAGGAGGCACCGGAGAGGAAGAGGCGGUCGGAAGAGCCUCCCAUUUCUCUGGAUCUCACCUUCCACCUCCUCCGAGAAGUCUUGGAAAUGGCCAGGGCUGAGCAGUUAGCUCAACAAGCUCACAGCAACAGGAAACUGAUGGAAAUUAUUGGCAAGUGA
Molecule: messenger RNA, 588 nt
Organism: Chrysochloris asiatica (Cape golden mole)
Lineage: Eukaryota; Metazoa; Chordata; Mammalia; Afrosoricida; Chrysochloridae
Gene: CRH
Product: corticotropin releasing hormone
Exons: 1
Coding region: 1-588 (195 amino acids)
Biological process (GO): negative regulation of glucagon secretion; positive regulation of cortisol secretion; negative regulation of epinephrine secretion
Cellular component (GO): extracellular region
Molecular function (GO): corticotropin-releasing hormone activity
Source: RefSeq, a predicted model, not a curated record